AUGGUUAGUAAAGUUAGUGUCUUGACACAACGUAUUUACCUUAUUGUAUCAAGGGUUAGUAUUUGGGGUGUCGGAAACUGUCCCCCCCACAUUGACGUGUGGUGGGUCACUGACCCACCACACGUCACUGACCCGCCACACGUCACUGACCCGCCACACGUCACUGACCCGCCACACGUCACUGACCCGCCACACGUCACUGACCCGCCACACGUCACUGACCCGCCACACGUCACCGACCCGCCACACGUCACCGACCCGCCACACGUCACUGACCCACCACACGUCACCGACCCACCACACGUCACCGACCCACCACACGUCACCGACCCGCCUCACGUCACCGACCCGCCACACGUCACCGACCCGCCACACGUCACCGACCCGCCACACGUCACCGACCCGCCACACGUCACCGACCCGCCACACGUCACUGACCCGCCACACGUCACUGACCCACCACACGUCACUGUCCCACCCCCCUCGUCACCGACCUGUCUUUCACCGUUUGUGGGUUAA
Messenger RNA from Procambarus clarkii (red swamp crayfish), 519 nucleotides. NCBI's taxonomy places the organism in Eukaryota, Metazoa, Arthropoda, Malacostraca, Decapoda, Cambaridae. The record is from RefSeq and is a predicted model, not a curated record.